Molecule: messenger RNA, 2319 nt
Organism: Macadamia integrifolia
Lineage: Eukaryota; Viridiplantae; Streptophyta; Magnoliopsida; Proteales; Proteaceae
Product: potassium transporter 5-like
Exons: 9
Coding region: 1-2319 (772 amino acids)
Biological process (GO): potassium ion transmembrane transport
Cellular component (GO): membrane
Molecular function (GO): potassium ion transmembrane transporter activity
Source: RefSeq, a predicted model, not a curated record
AUGGCAGAUGCAGUUGAGGGAAUUCCAGAGAGAAAUGAUGACCAAGGGAAGAAUCAGAAAGGGCUUGGCCGAGUAGAUUCCCUUCACUUGGAGGCUGGAAGAGUCUCUAACUUGUCCAUCAAAAGCCACCAAGGAAAGCAAGCAAGUUUGGAAUCAACAUUGGCAUUAGCAUUCCAGUGCAUUGGAGUUGUGUAUGGAGACAUUGGCACAUCUCCACUGUAUGUGUAUUCCAGCACCUUCACAAACGGCAUUAAACACAAAGAUGACUUACUUGGCGUCUUGUCUCUCAUCAUUUACACUAUCACACUUCUAACCUUGAUUAAAUAUGUUUUUAUCGUCCUAUGGGCUAACGACAACGGUGAUGGGGGAACUUUCGCGGUUUAUUCCAAGAUAUGCCGCCAUGUUAAGGUGAGCUUAAUUCCAAAUUAUCAGCAAGAGGAUGCAGAGCUGUCCAACUAUAGCAUAGAAGUCCCUUCCAGGAAUAUGAAGAGAGCUCAGUAUAUAAAAAGGUUGAUGGAGAACAGUCAAGUAGUUCGCGUCUUGCUGUUCCUGUGCGCUAUUGUUGGUACUUCCAUGGUGAUGGGAGAUGGGGUUCUCACUCCAGCAAUCUCAGUGCUUUCUGCAGUGGUUGGAAUCCAAGUACAAGUGCCAUCUCUUAGUCAAAAUACCAUUGUUGGAAUUUCUAUAGCGAUCUUGGUCGUUCUGUUUGUAUUUCAACGAUUCGGAACAGACAAAGUCGGUUUUACAUUUGCCCCUAUGAUCUGUGUAUGGUUUGUUUUCAUUGGUGGCAUCGGUAUCUACAACUUGUUCAAGCAUGAUAUUAGUAUUUUACGCGCUUUCAAUCCAAAGUACAUCAUUGAUUAUUUCAAAAGAAAUGGAAAAGAUGGAUAUACAUCUCUUGGAGGGGUUCUUUUGUGCAUCACAGGAACAGAAGCAAUGUUUGCAGACUUGGGUCACUUCAGUGUCCGCGCCAUUCAAAUUAGUUUCGGCGGAUUUGUUUAUCCAGCAUUAGUAUUGGCUUACAUUGGGCAAGCUGCAUAUCUCACCAAAUACCCCGGAAAUUAUGCUACUGUUUUCUAUGACUCUAUUCCUGGUCCAUUAUACUGGCCACAAUUUGUUGUAGCUGUUAUCGCAUCUGUUAUUGCGAGCCAAGCUAUGAUAUCUGGAGCAUUCUCAAUUAUAGCUCAAUCUCAAAGUCUUGGAUGCUUCCCAAAGGUUAAGGUGAUUCAUACUUCAAAGAAGUAUGAAGGGCAGGUUUACAUCCCUGAGGUGAACUAUGCACUCAUGAUUGGCUGCAUUAUUGUCACAGCUGCCUUCAAGAACACAACAAACAUUGGCAAUGCAUAUGGUAUUUGUGUGGUUACUGUAAUGGUGAUCACAACAUCUUUGGUCAGUCUCAUAAUGCUUGUCAUAUGGAAGAUAAACAUUCUGUGGAUUGGCCUCUUCUUCGUGAUUUACGCUUUAAUAGAGCUAGUAUAUCUAUCCUCUGUGGUAUAUAAGUUCGUACAAGGCGGAUGGCUUCCGUUGGCAUUUGCUGCAUUUCUUGUGACCAUGAUGUGUAUAUGGCACUAUGUCUACAAAGAGAAAUACAUGUUUGAGCUGAAAAACAAGGUCUCUAGUGAUUUUAUGAGAGAUUUGGCCAUCCACCCAAAUAUAAACAGGGUGCCUGGAAUUGGACUUCUAUUUUCUGAGCUUGUUCAAGGCAUUCCGCCGAUAUUUCCUCACUUCAUUUCAAACAUUCCAUCCAUCCAUUCAGUUCUAGUGUUUGUCUCAAUAAAGCACAUCCCAGUCUGUACAGUGUUAAUGGAGGAACGUUUUCUAUUCCGUCAGGUUGGGCCCCGAGAGUACAGGAUGUUCCGCUGUGUUGUUAGGUAUGGCUACAAGGAUAGCUUUGAUAAAGCAGAGGAGUUUGAGCGACAGCUAGUCCAACACAUGAAAGAAUUUGUAAUUCAUGAAAACUUCAUGAACAAAGAGGAAUUAGUAGAACAGAACAAUCCACACCCAACACAUCAGCUCCCGUCGGCAUCAAUUCCUCCAGUGAUGCAUCCUCAAUCAACAAAUUCUUCAGGCCAAAUUGUCAGUGGACCAAUCCUUGGAGCACAAGAUGAGACACAAUUCAUCGACAAAGCAAUGGAGAAAGGAGUAGUGUAUCUCUUUGGUGAACCAGAAGUCGUAGCAAAACCGAAAUCCUCUCUCUUCAAAAUGAUGAUAGUCAAUUAUGCCUAUAACUUCUUGAGGAAGAACUUUAGGCAAGGACAGGACAUAAUGUCCAUUCCACCAACAAAGGUUCUCAAAGUUGGAAUGAUAUAUGAAAUUUGA